Raphanus sativus (radish) is the source of this 798-nucleotide messenger RNA. RefSeq names its product nodulin-related protein 1. The record is from RefSeq and is a predicted model, not a curated record. Gene Ontology annotation, biological process: response to heat; regulation of abscisic acid biosynthetic process. Bases 124 to 639 code for a protein of 171 amino acids. NCBI's taxonomy places the organism in Eukaryota, Viridiplantae, Streptophyta, Magnoliopsida, Brassicales, Brassicaceae. The transcript has a single exon.
UAAAGAAUAAAGGCAAAUUAGAACAGUAGACAAAGAAAAAAUAAGUAAAUUUUCCGCCUUUCAAUAAAUAUCUUGCUAUUGUACAUUUCCACAUUCAAGAUUUUGACAAGACAAACAAUAAAAAUGGAUUUUCUCUCCGAUCAACUAAAAAAGAAGUUCUCCGACAAGAAGCCCGAAAGUUCUAACCCUGAGCCGAACCACAACAAAAACAAACCCGGUCAUGCUGAUCCAACAACUCAUAGCGGACAUAGGCCAGCUACCAACGCCGAGCUCAUGGCUAGUGCCAAGAUUGUAGCCGAAGCUGCUCAAGCCGCUGCUCGCAAUGAAACUGCCAAGCUUGACAAAGCUAAAGUCGCCGGAGCCACGGCAGAUAUUCUUGACGCCGCUUCUAGAUACGGCAAGUUCGAUGAAAAAAGCGGUGUGGGUCAGUACCUCGAAAAGGCUGAAAAUUAUCUCUACAAGUAUGAAUCUUCACACUCUCACUCCUCCGGCGGUGGCAGUCACGGCGGUGUCGGCGGUGGUGGCAGCCACGGUGGAGGAGCUGGAGAACCAGCGGGUAAGAAAGGGGAUGAGAAAUCAGGAGGUGGUAGCCAUGGGUUUGGAGACUAUGCUAAGAUGGCUCAAGGUUUCAUGAAAUGAUUAAUGUUUUAAUUAGUACAUUAAAAAUAAUGAUGUUAGUAACUAAGUAUCCUUGCAUAAUUACGUUUAGUAAGUUGUCGCUUUCUGAAUUAUUAACCUUGGAUCUGUGUAUGGUGUUGAAACUUGCUGAUGUAGAAUAAAAUGUUUCUGUUUUCUUUC